Thrips palmi is the source of this 2360-nucleotide messenger RNA. Its product is annotated as probable C-mannosyltransferase DPY19L1. The transcript is spliced from 14 exons. The coding region runs from base 160 to 2217 and encodes 685 amino acids. The record is from RefSeq and is a predicted model, not a curated record. Gene Ontology annotation, cellular component: nuclear inner membrane. NCBI's taxonomy places the organism in Eukaryota, Metazoa, Arthropoda, Insecta, Thysanoptera, Thripidae. Gene Ontology annotation, molecular function: mannosyltransferase activity.
UGUUGUGUUGUUUUGAAUUGUUUGAAUGUGAUGUUUGGAAGGGGUGCAGUGCUGUUGCUGUCCCAUCGCUUCAAUGGAAAAGGAUCGAGUGGGAUGUAAACUUCCCAACGGGUUUUGGUAAAUCCUUAUCAAGAAAUAGAUGAAGAUGACACCUUGAAAAUGUCUUCUAACGAUUAUCAGAUGAGAGGUUCAUCCAUGCUAAUCAUAGGUGUCCUUGUGGGUAUUUUGCAUUAUUACCAUGUGAAAUCACUUUAUGAAAAUGAUCGUCACUUCUCUCAUCUAUCAAGCAUUGAGCGAGAGAUGUGUUUUCGUUCUGAGAUGGGCCUGUACUAUUCAUUUUAUAAGAGAAUAGUUACAUCUCAUUCCUUCAAAGAUGGUUUAUAUAAAUUGACACAUGACAAUUUGACCGAGUACCCAGAUACCAUCAAUGCCUUGCAUAAAUUCAAUAUUUACCCCGAGGCCAUGAUUGGUGGCUUGUGGAGGAUUUACCAUCUGGGUGUCAAAACAUUUGGCUUGAAUGGAAAGCAGUGUUACAUGAUUCACCGAGGGGAAGGCUUGCCACCAGUAGAGAGUUGUGAAGGCUUUGGAGAACCGAUAUUGUUUUAUUUGGAAGUUGUAUGGAUGUUUGCUGGCAUUACAGCUUUCGUUCUAUACUAUUUUGGAUCUCAUUUAAGUGGAUCUCAAAUUGGUGGAUGCCUAACCAUUCUAUCUUUCUUCAUAAACCAUACUGAGAGCACUCGAGUUCAGUGGACACCACCUUUACGUGAAAGCUUUGCCUAUCCAUUCAUUUUACUUCACUGCGCCCUAAUUAGUUCAAUCUUACAAGAUUCUAGAAAGACAAUGCCAAGGCCAAGUUUUUGGAAGGGAUUAAUGUCUUUAUUCAGUUCAUUUGUUAGUCUCCUAUUUUGGCAAUUCUCGCAAUUUAUAUUAACCUGUGAAAUUGCCAUUUUAAUUGCAAUAUAUGCUUUUGGAUUUAUUAAAAGACACUGUUUGUCCCAAAUCCUGGCUUGGAUUUCUGCUGGCUUCCUCUUAGCACUCGUUGGGCUGGGAGGAAAUUCACUGUUAUGUUUUUCUUUUCUGUCCGCAAUUCUUACAUCAGCUUGGGUACUUUUAAUAUGUGAUGGGAGUGUAAAUAGCUUGGGAUUUGCCUGGACAAGUGUGCUCAAGAUUAUUAGCAUAAUUGCAUUUGCAAUUGUUCUGAAACUUGUAUUUCCUAGCACUGGUAAUGAUUCACACAUUGUAAAGAUUUUUCUGAGUAAAAUAUUCCCACACUCAGACAAUUUCCACACACUUAUGUACACCUGUGCUCCAGAAUUUCAAAGAUUACCUUGGUCUUAUGGUGUGGGCCUCAUGAAAUCCCUCCUUCUUCCACUUGUCCUGAUAGCAUUGUUGUUGGUGUUUUGGAACCCGACUUUCCACAUUUUGGCCGUCCUCAGAGAACAUUUUAGAAAGAAACUGUUGUUUCCUAGAUACCAAAACGCAUUGCAAUUAAAUGACGUAGUGAAAUUGGUUGAACCAGCCAUAGUGUUCAACACUUGCCUUCUUAUCGCUUUCUUUGUUUUAUCCAUGAUGGCAAUGCGCUUGAAAUUGUUUCUAACUCCUCAAAUGUGUGUUUUAGUUUCCCUCAUUGCAUCAAAAGAGUCAGUAAACUCCAUCCAAAUUUUAAGAGAGAAAAAAAGUUUGGAGUAUCUUACAUUGCUGAUAAUCUUUUGUGCAAUUUACCUGUCAGGAAUAGAUAAUAUCAAAAGACAGCGUAGCAUUGAGGGAGAGUAUUCAAAUUACCCUCUGGAGGAACUCCUCACAUGGGUGCAAAUGAAAACUAAAUCAAGUGAUGUGUUUGCUGGUCCUAUGCCUGUAAUGGCAAGUAUUCUUCUAUCAACGGGGCGUCCGAUAGUAAAUCACCCGUACUAUGAGGAUGAAGCUAUGAGAAAUCGCACUUUGUUAGUGUACUCUCUGUUCAGUCGGAAGACUCCAUCUGAAGCAUUUGAAUCUAUUAAGCGUUUAGGUGCAAACUUUGCUGUUCUGGAGGCUAAUAAGUGCUUUGAUCACAUGCAACCAAGAAAAGGAUGCAAGAUGACAGACCUAUGGGACAUUGAAGAUCCAAUGAACACCAAGAGGCCUCCACUCUGCCCCACUUUGUUCAGCAAUGAUGCUUCUCCCUUUGAACGUGUUUUCUUCAAUGCAGAAUAUGUUGUCCUGAAAGUAGGCCUCAGGUAAUAUAGUAUAGUAAAUUUAAGAUGAUCCAAAAAAAGUGUUUGCAACAGUAUUAUUUUUCCAAAAUACCAAUUGUAUCUUAGUCAGAUUUGAAACAAAAAUAAACUUCAACGUAGAGGUUUCCAGCACCAAUAGUAAAAAAAUUA